This is a messenger RNA of Pygocentrus nattereri (red-bellied piranha), 6591 nucleotides long. RefSeq names its product forkhead box P1b (gene foxp1b). NCBI's taxonomy places the organism in Eukaryota, Metazoa, Chordata, Actinopteri, Characiformes, Serrasalmidae. The record is from RefSeq and is a predicted model, not a curated record. Gene Ontology annotation, biological process: regulation of transcription by RNA polymerase II. The transcript has 16 exons. Gene Ontology annotation, cellular component: nucleus. Gene Ontology annotation, molecular function: RNA polymerase II cis-regulatory region sequence-specific DNA binding; DNA-binding transcription repressor activity, RNA polymerase II-specific. Bases 1 to 1992 code for a protein of 663 amino acids.
AUGAUGCAAGAGGCGGGGCCAGAGGCGCCGAGCAACGGGACGACAAAUCAGAACGGGGUGGUGGCCGGCGCUGAGGGCGGGGCUAGAGACGUGCGGGCAAAAAGUGCCACACCUUCUUCUGACAUCACGGCCGCUGACCUUGUGAACUUUCAGCAGCAGCAGGCUCUACAAGUUGCAAGACAGAUCCUUCUACAGCAGCAGCAGCAGCAGCAGCAGCAGAGUGGAGCCAUCAAAUCCCCGAAAAGCAACGAGAAGCAGGCCUCACUACAGAUGCCUGUGUCAGUGGCUAUGAUGACACCGCAGGUGAUAACUCCUCAGCAGAUGCAGCAGAUUCUCCAGCAACAAGUCCUGAGCCCUCAACAGCUCCAGCUCCUACUGCAGCAGCAACAGGCCCUCAUGUUACAGCAGCAGCAACUCCAGGACUUCUAUAAGAAGCAGCAGGAACAGCUCCAUCUCCAACUCUUCCAGCAACAUGGCAGCAAACAGCAGAGCAAAGAGGUGUCGGCUCAGCAGUUGGUCUUUCAGCAGCAGCUCCUCCAGGUUCAGCAGCUGCAGCAGCAGCACCUGCUCAGCCUGCAGAGACAAGGCUUGCUGUCCAUCCAGCCCAACCAGAACCUGCCUCUGCACUCUCUCACUCAGGGCAUGAUUCCAGCUGAGCUGCAGCAGCUGUGGAAGGAGGUGACGGGCGCUCCCGUGAAGGAGGAGAACAGCGCCAGCAACAACGGCCACCGUGGCCUGGACCUGACCUCCGCUUCACCCGCGCCUCCCAAAAACCCCCUCCUCAACCAGCACCCCACGACCAACGGCCAGUACAGCAGCCACACGCUCAAGAGAGAGAGUUCAGCGCUGGAUGAUCACUCGCACCACAGUCACCCUCUCUACGGCCACGGCGUGUGUAAAUGGCCAGGAUGUGAAGCCGUGUUUGAGGACUUCCAGUCUUUCCUCAAACAUCUGAAUAACGAGCACGCGUUGGACGACAGGAGUACAGCCCAGUGCCGGGUACAGAUGCAAGUAGUUCAGCAGCUGGAACUGCAGUUAGCGAAAGACAAAGAACGCCUGCAAGCUAUGAUGACUCACCUACACGUCAAGUCCACGGAGCCCAAACCCACCCCACAGCCACUCAACCUGGUUUCCAAGUCCGUGCCUGAGGCCUCGCCGCCCCUCAGCCUGCCCCAGACGCCCACCACACCCACGGCCCCACUCACGCCCCUCUCCCAAGCCCACUCGGUCAUCACACCCACCAGCUUACACACCGUGGGGCCCAUCCGCAGACGUUACUCUGACAAGUACAACAUGCCCAUAUCCCCAGAUAUUGUUCAAAACAAGGAGUUCUACAUGAAUGCAGAUGUACGUCCUCCGUUCACAUAUGCAUCGUUAAUACGGCAGGCAAUACUCGAGUCACCGGAAAAGCAGCUAACACUAAACGAGAUAUACAACUGGUUCACGCGAAUGUUUGCGUAUUUCAGGCGGAAUGCAGCUACGUGGAAGAACGCAGUCCGGCAUAACCUUAGUCUUCACAAGUGUUUUGUGCGAGUAGAAAACGUUAAAGGGGCGGUAUGGACCGUCGACGAGCUAGAAUUCCAAAAGAGAAGGCCUCAAAAGAUCAGCGGAAGUCCAGCUCUAGUGAAAAAUAUUCAGACCAAUCUGGGAUAUGGUCCUGCCCUCUCAGCUGCCUUCCAGGCUUCAAUGGCAGAAAACAACAUACCUCUAUACACUACUGCUUCCAUCGGAAGCCCCACUCUUAACUCGCUUGCCAACGCUAUCCGAGAGGAGAUGAAUGGGGCCAUGGACCACGGCAACAGCAACGGUAGUGACAGCAGUCCCGGACGCUCCCCCCUGCCAGCUAUGCAUCACAUUAGCGUUAAAGAAGAACCACUGGACCCAGAAGAGCAUGAAGGCCCUCUGUCCCUCGUGACGACAGCCAAUCACAGUCCAGACUUCGACCACCACAGAGAUUACGAGGACGACCACGGGAACGAGGACAUGCUGUAAGGCCUCUUUCCCUCGGGUCUUCCCAGGAGGGGCCAAACUUAAACUGAAAUCAUCAUCAAGACCACUCCAGGCCUAGCAAGCCCAAGGCUGGAUUUCCCAGUCCUUUUUGUUGACAGCUAUAAAAUAAAAUAAAAAAAAAAAAAGUUCUGAUUUACUCUUAGUGCCAUUAAACAUGAGAUAAACAUGAUAUGAGAAAAAAAAAAAGAAUCUAUUCCAUUUGGGAGUAUUUUUGAUUUGUUUCUACUUUUUGGGUUUAAAGACAAGACCAAGUGCAUAAUUUCUACUCGCGUUCGAUAAGGAGCCAUUUGGUACUUGGGGACUACAUCUUCACAUUGCCUGGCCUGGUGAGACCAGAGUGGACACCAAUGUGAAAAUGAUUGCAGAGAAAGACUGCCCGACUGCCCUCUGAGUCUGCGCAACACUGAUUACAAAACUACAGAGGAGCACACACUCAGAUUAUCAGCCCCCAAAUGGACAUGUCCUUCACCCAGAGCGUGUGUGCAAAGGUGUAUGUGAAUUUAGUUAAAUGUCACUGCCUUCACGUCAUCUUAGGUUUGCUUCCGUCACCGCUGGGAGAUAUUCAGUAAGUCUGGUGGUUUGAGGGCGAAUAAUAAAAAACUUUGUGUCCCCUCUGUUGUUCUAUGCUGUUAUUUGCUAUAUUAUUAUUUUUUUUUUGUUGGUUUUUGUUUUUCUGAAACUGAUCAGACCUCAUGCCCAUUGUUGUGGAGAUUCUGUACGAUCAGCACUUGAUAAUGAAUGUGUAUAGUUUCUUUCCGUGAUGUUUAAUUCCAAUUUUCCUUUCCAUUUUUUUUUCCCAAACAGAGGAACAGAAUGUCACGUUUUACCAUGUAGUAUUUUUCUGUCAUUUAUUCCUCGUUUCAGAUCGCCACCUCACCGUCUCAGACGUACACAUACACACACAGACAGACACAAGCAGUUGAAGUCCAUCUGCAAAUGCACUACUCGUAAUGAAGGCUCUCUUUCCACGCAUCAAUGAAGUUUAAUUUUCACAAGGGAAUGAAUGACAGAGAAAUCAACGCAGGUUACGACUUAUCAUUAUAAAAUUAUACUUUCAAAAAUCCCCCUUUUGUGGCGCCGUGUUAGCUGCAACCGAAUCGCUGAUCAAAAACGCUGGUGUGAAGGGGGGAAAAAAAUUAAAUGUCAGAAUAGAGGAGGAAGCAGCAGCCAAGAGAUAAUAGUUAGACAAAAACUAAUUGUGAUUCCCAAACGAAACUGUCAGCAUAGAUUAAACUUUCAUUUCUUUACUUUUUUUUUUUCCAUUCCGUAAUUUAUGGACUGUCUGGCAAUGCCAGAAGACUUUAAAGUGCAUUCCCUGUUGUUUUAAUGUCUCGUUUCCCCACAUCACUAAGCAGCCCACUCCCUAUGUUAUUAGCAGUUAUUAUUAAUUACACAUGGGAUAUAAAGGUUAAAGGGAUUACAAGCCAAGGCUGGCAUUAGAGGCCUUGACCACUGAGCAUUACAGCAAUGGGGGCAGCCCACUCUAACCACAUGCAUCUAGCCGCAUUACCUUGGAAGUCGGUAUGAAGUUGGUUCCACACUCACAUUAGUCAAACCCAGAAGAACCUAGAGGGGGGGCAGGACUGCAGUAAGCAGCUGCUCUGAUUCCCAACUGCCUGCAGAAGUUAAAAAACGAGAAAAAAGAAAGAAAAAGAAACAGAACGAAUGAUAAGGCUCAUCCAAAUUUUGCGUAUCUGAUUUACGACUGCAACCACUUUGUUUUUAUUUAUUAUUUCCUUUAUUGUUAUUGCUUUCAUUUUUACUCUUUAAGUUGUUGAUGUGUCCGUUAUCAGUGACUACCAAAGAUAAACUACGAGUUAAAAAAAGGAUUUUCUGUUUUCCAUGCAAUAGAAAACAAGGCCAAAUAUCCUCUGCGUUCUCCUGCUGGAUGCAAAAGAGUAGACGACACAGUUUUCACUGUGUCUUGCUUACGGUGAACGAAUUCGCGAGCUGUUCGACUUUUACUGAAGUUUAAAGCCAAAGGGGUUGUUCGAUGGGCAGCUGAAAGUCUUUGCCUUUGACCAAAAUAGGAGAGGAUAGGCAGAGACUGGGACAAACACAUGACCAUAUCAUAGAAAUGAUGUCGCUGGGCCAAUGUAAAGUUAAAAAGGAGCAUUCUACCAGGAAAUGACGGCUGUAAAAGAAAUUCACGGAUGAAUUUGUCUGGAAACUAGGUUCACUGUUGUCAUGGUGUGACUAAAAUGCAGGAAGGGGAAAAGGUUUGCAUACCACAAUGUGAAAGAGAUAUAUAUAUAUAUAUAUACUUCAAACUGGACCACACAAUGAUGACAUUUUAUUUUAUUUUAUUUUUGGGUUGUCUUUUUUUUUUUUUUCCUCUGAAACGAUUGUAUGCCACUUACUAUGUGAAUCCAGUCAGAUUUCCUUUUGUUCUUUGUUAACCAUGGUAAACGCUUUAUGAUUGUGUUUUAGGUUCUGUCAACUUAUUACUUUUUAUAUUAAAAAAACACUCCUGUCAACUAAUAAGCUGGGUACAAGGUACUUUAAUGGCAAUUACUUUUUUUUUUUUUUCCUUUGUAAACUCAACCAUGCAUUUCCUAUUAAGUAUGAGUAAGUAUGGCAAUCUGUGGUUCAUGAAAUAAUAAAAAUAAAUAAAUAAAUAAAUAAAAUAAAUAACAACGAAAAAGUACAUCCAGGCAGCUGUGGAUCAGGCUUGGGCAGCCAGAGAGAAACUGUGAGAAAGAUAUGCAUUCAUCCAAAGCCUAUCUCUUAGGAGUUAGCUUGACAUUCUAGACGGGGGGGGGGGGGGACGAGCAGGUAGAUAAGAUCAUUCUCCGCAUGUGUAGCUCGACGUUACUAAAGUAAAGCAGCAUGAGAAAACUGUUAGUACGCAUACCUCAGUUCAAACCUAUAGGGAAUGAUUAAACAAAGAGGAAAAAAAACAACAUACCAUUUCACUCGGUUGCACUUAGAGUCGUAUGUCCUGCAUGUUUAGUCUAAAACUGUAGCAAAGGAUAUUUUAAGAAAGAGUUAAGAAAAAAAAAAAAGAUAUAAAAAUGCAAAAAAUCGAUUUGUUCACGCGUUCUUUUUUUUGUUUGUUUAGCAAACCAAUCCAAACCUCAGGCCUUUUUUUAAAAUCUAAAGAAAAGUUGCUCACUGUUUCUUUUUUUUUUUUCCUUCCUCCCCUUUUUUCCAAACAUGGUAUGCUGUUUUAGAGACUUCGCUUUUGUGGGCUUUUAUUCCGGCAAGUUGUACAUACAUCACAUUAUAACCCUGUGUUCAUUGUUUUUCUUUUCUUUGCUCUUUUCGAAGAACAAAAUGUUUGUAUUACCAUGUUUGCUUUAUCGCAACUGCUUUGUAUUGACUAUUAAAAAAAAAAAAAAAAAAAAAAGACACAAAGCAAUGACAAACUGCUGUAUGUAUUGGAAUAGCAAACUGUGCUGCAAAUAUAUUUAACACCGUAAUCCUUGCUUUUUACAAAAAAAAAAAAAAAGAAAAGAAAAGAAAGUCAGACAUCUGUGAGAGGGGAGAGAGAGAGAGAGGGGUGGGAAUGAGUUGGGGGAUAAUCCCAGAUUUUUGGAUUUUGAAAACUGUAAAAUAGAAAACAGGCUUGUCUGUUAUCAUUGACCUCAGCAUUUUGUACAGAGUCCCCCCCCCUCUUCUUUGUGUUAAGCUGUUUUUGAUACUUCCUUCUUUAAGCAGCCCAGCCUCUGCCUUCUGCGGCUGUCUGGUCUAGAUUAUGAGCUCAGAGAAAGGGCAGACAGGUGUAUUUCCUCAAAGGGAAAUCUCUUGCAUGACUCAAGACAUACAGAGCUGUGGUAAAGUGGUUGGUAAUAUAUCGUGGUGUAUCUAAUAUUUUAUAUAAAACAGGAAAAAGACAAAAAUAUUGCAGUGCCAAGAUAUAAAGACUCUGUUACGUCGCUUUCUUUUUCAUCUUGAGCCCAUUCAUGCAAGUUUAGGUGAAACGACAGAUUUUGUUUUCCUGUUUUUAGUAUUUUAAAAAUGUUGGAAUAUAUUUUUAUCACCGUUAUGUUCUUUCUAAUUGUACAGCUAGGUAACCCAAGCACAUUAAGUGAGUAUGGUAUUUUACAUUGAGCACAUUUAAAGGUUGAAGCACUGAACAUCACAAACUGUUCUUUUCCUUUCCUUUGGCAUCUUCUCAUUGCGUUAAAUAUCAAAAGGUGCAAAUGUCCCUCAACCUCUGUGUGCUUGAUUAAGAACGCCUCCUCUCGCCCCACACUCAACCCCUUCGUAAUAAUUCUGCCCUGAUUACGUAGACCACUCAUCCCUAUUGGUGAUAUUUCUCUGCUAUGCUGUACAACCGCCCUCCUGGUCCCUUUCGCAAGAUUAAAGGUACAGUUUGUGGAAAUGGCAAAGUGUUUUCAUGGCCCACCAGACCACUUGAUCACUGUCAAGGCUGUAAACCUGUACAGUAAUGCAAGGUCCUCCCUUUUAUGUCUUUUCUCUUCUGUUAAAGAACGAAUUAUUCUCAUCACCCGCUUCAUCAGUCUGUAAUCCCUCCUUCACUCCCUUGUCUGUUUUCCACAGACUAUUAUGUUAAAGUCGGUCUCGGCGACUGACUGGAGCGUUCGAUAAAAAUGCAAUAAAAAUGCUGGUUGUUCA